Messenger RNA from Dufourea novaeangliae, 778 nucleotides. Its product is annotated as serine/threonine/tyrosine-interacting protein-like. Gene Ontology annotation, molecular function: protein tyrosine/serine/threonine phosphatase activity; F-box domain binding. The transcript has 5 exons. The coding region runs from base 80 to 778 and encodes 232 amino acids. Lineage: Eukaryota; Metazoa; Arthropoda; Insecta; Hymenoptera; Halictidae. The record is from RefSeq and is a predicted model, not a curated record. Gene Ontology annotation, cellular component: cytoplasm; nucleoplasm. Gene Ontology annotation, biological process: negative regulation of SCF-dependent proteasomal ubiquitin-dependent catabolic process; negative regulation of protein binding; regulation of ERK1 and ERK2 cascade.
CCUGAUCGCGGCAAAAAGAAUAUCGUGUUCCCUAUUCGGUUGUGUAAAUUCAACGGUUCGGUACAAAGAGGCGCGGAAAAUGAGUGGUAUGCUGUCACUAGACAGUAAUGAAACUCAUCAGGAUGAGGAAACCACUAGUGAAAAUGAAUCGGAUGAUUAUCCAAGAAUACCUAUUCACAUGGAUGAACCAAAGGAAUGGACUUACACAAUGAGGAGGCAUAUGCAGGAGGUGAUACCUGGAUUAUAUCUUGGCCCAUACAGUGCUGCUAGUCGAUCAAAAUUACAAUCUUUAUUAGAACAUGGCAUAACUCAUAUAGUGUGUGUUAGGCAGGAUAUAGAAGCAAAUUUUAUAAAGCCCAACUUUCCUGAUAAAUUCAAGUAUCUUGUUCUGAAUAUUGCUGAUACAGCAACAGAGAAUAUUAUUCAACAUUUUCAAAAAGUUAAAACAUUUAUAGACGAUGGUUUAAAUUCUGGGGGUCAAGUCUUAGUACACGGCAAUGCAGGAAUAUCAAGAUCUGCUGCAUUAGUUUUAGCAUAUGUUAUGGAGACAUAUGGACUCUCACAAACACGGGCAUAUGCAAUGGUGCAACAAAGAAGGUUUUGCAUAAACCCUAAUGAAGGUUUUAUGGUACAAUUAAAAGAAUAUGAACCUAUAUACCAAGCACAAAAAACGUUAAGAAAUGGACAACAAAGUUCAGUGAAGCAACGAAGUAAAAGAACAAUACAUCAAAUGGAUACGGAACGAACCGAAGAAAGAUGCGACGAAAUGGAUAGUUGA